UCCCUGUUUCUCCCUUCCUCUGCUCCGAUCUCUUCGUCACUCCUAUGAGCCUAUCUUGUUACACUUCAAAUCCAAUGGAAGAAGUAGAUGAAUCAGAGACCAAUUGGCUCGACAGUUUGGGCGAGGAGCUUGUGAGAGAGCUCCUUGAUGACACUAUACCUGUCUUCGUCUCGCCCAACGUCACAGAACCUGAACCAGAUACAAGAAGUGAAUCCAUAAUCAACAAGCUCAUCUCAAGGGUCCACUCAUCCGGCCCGACAAUUGGUGGUAUCGAGAGUGCACAAUCUGAAACCUUUCAGAGUGGUGAGCCAGAUGGCCAUGGCAGUUCCCGACCCAUUAUCUCACUACCAGAGAAAGGAUUGGGUAAGAUGGAGAGUAAGUAUACUCUAAGGAUCAAGACCUCCCAGAAUGGGCCUGCUGAUGAUGGCUACAAGUGGAGGAAGUAUGGGCAGAAAUCCAUCAAGAACAGUCCUAAUCCGAGGAGCUACUACAGGUGCACCAACCCAAGAUGCAAUGCCAAGAAGCAGGUGGAGAGGUCGAUGGACGAUCCAGAGACGUUCAUUGUCACCUAUGAAGGCCUCCACCUUCACUAUACCUACUCGCACUUCUUCCUAUCCCGAACCCAGGAUUCCUCAGCUGCUGACCUUCAUCUGUCUAAGAAACCAAAGAUCCAAUCCAUGAGCAUGCAGACCCAAGUAGCUGAUUGCCCGGUUACAGAGAACACAGCAUGGAGCUCAUCCAUAAUGGAGCAGAAUCAAUUGCAGCCUUGGAUCAGUGGAGGCCAAAGCCCACAAGGAAGGCUUCUGGAAGAAGUUGUGCAGUGUCCGGUCCGAGAGGACACUUCGCAGCAGGGGUUUCUUGAUGAUCUCAUGCAGAGCCCACAAGGGCUGUUGGAAGAUGUAGUACCAUUGUUGGUGAGAAAGCCAUCCAAUUCAACCACCUCUUCCUAUGAUCCUCGCUCCUCAUCCCCAGCAUCUUCUCCAUCUUAUUCCUCCCUUUCUUGGACGCCCAUUUCUUCUUACCUUGAUGUGGGAAUACUCUCUAGCAUUAUCUGAAUGGAAACUGGUAGUCAAAAGGACAAAGAUAAUGUCACGUAAGUGGUAAUUAGAUAGCUAGAAGUAUAUACUUUGGCUUAGAACUGCAUGGGUAAAACAUAGUCGCUCCAGUCCUCUUUUACACCAUGUAAUACUUCAGCCAUUGGAUAUGACAGCAUAAUAAGGAAACAUCGCAAACUCAAUGAACAAUAUUCAAGCCUAAUUUUAUGUACAUCAUAAA
Molecule: messenger RNA, 1275 nt
Organism: Elaeis guineensis (African oil palm)
Lineage: Eukaryota; Viridiplantae; Streptophyta; Magnoliopsida; Arecales; Arecaceae
Product: probable WRKY transcription factor 49
Biological process (GO): regulation of DNA-templated transcription
Molecular function (GO): DNA-binding transcription factor activity; sequence-specific DNA binding
Source: RefSeq, a predicted model, not a curated record